CGUCAAACCUGUUUGGCAGAGCCAAAUGAGGGCUGGCAAACUGAUCGGCGCUCCCUACAAAUCUGCUUUCUCUUGUGCUAAGCUUCUUUUACUACUUGGGAAGUUAUUGUCAGUAAGGAAAAAGCUUUGGACUGAAGAACUUCCACAAUGGCAGAAGCCCACCAGGCUGUGGCAUUCCAGUUUACAGUUACACCAGAAGGUAUUGACCUUCGAUUAAGCCAUGAGGCUCUUAAACAGGUUUACAUCUCCGGGCUCCGAUCCUGGAAGAAGAAGAUCGCUCGCCUCAGGAAUAGUUUCAUUACUGGUGUCUAUCCUGCCAGUCCUUCAAGCUGGCUGUUUGUGGUGAUUGCCAUCAUGGGAACGAUGUACGCUCGUGUAGACCCAUCCAUGGGAAUGAUUGGAAAAAUCAAAGAACAUCUGCCAGUCAGCGGCUACCUAUCUCACCAGGGUCAGAGCAUUAUCAGCGCCCUACUCUUCUCCACAGGCCUGUGGUUUGCGCUUAUUAUGACUAUGCGUUACAUCUUGAAGCAGCUUUUAUCGUACCAUGGCUGGAUGUAUGAACAGCAUGGCAAGAUGUCUGCCACCACCAAGCUGUGGCUGACUUUGGUGAAGAUAUUCUCUGGUCGUAAGCCCAUGUUGUACAGCUAUCAAGCAUCACUCCCUCGCCUUCCUGUACCAACAGUUGGGGAUACAAUGCAAAGGUAUUUGGAAUCUGUGAGACCUCUGAUGAAUGAUGAGGAAUUCAAGCGUAUGACGGCACUGGCCAAGGAUUUUGAACUGAAGCUGGCCCCCAAGCUGCAGUGGUACCUGAAACUGAAAUCCUGGUGGGCAUCGAACUAUGUUAGUGAUUGGUGGGAAGAAUAUAUUUACUUGCGUGGAAGAAGCCCAAUUAUGGUUAACAGCAACUAUUAUGCAAUGGACUUCUUGUAUGUGACACCAACUCCAAUUCAGGCAGCUCGUGCAGGUAACAUCGUCCAUGCUCUGCUCCUUUACAGACGUAAGCUCAGCCGUGAGGAACUUAAACCGAGCAGGGUUCCAGGAUCUAUUAUCCCGCUGUGCUCGUCCCAGUGGGAACGCACCUUUAAUACCACCCGCAUACCUGGAGAGGAGACUGACAGCAUCCAACACUACUCUGAUAGUAAGCACAUAGUGGUGUAUCACAAGGGGCGUUUCUUCAGAGUCUGGGUCUACAAUAGCGGACGUUUGCUGAACCCUAAGGAACUUGAGCUGCAGUUCCAGAACAUUCUGGAGGACACUAGCCCUUCUCAGCCUGGCGAGGAGAAACUAGCUGCUUUAACUGCUGGAGAGAGGGCAACAUGGGCCAGAGCUCGUAAAGCAUACUUCCGCAGUGGGAAAAACCUGCAGUCGUUGGAUCUAGUGGAGAAAGCAGCUUUCUUUGUCACCUUAGAUGAAAGCGAGAAGGGAUUUCGUAGUGAAGAUCCAGUGGAUUCAUUGGAUGCCUAUGCUAAAUCUCUAUUACAUGGGCAAUGCUAUGACAGGUGGUUUGAUAAAUCGAUUUCUGUAAUUAUCUUUAAAAAUGGGAAAAUUGGAUUGAAUGCUGAACAUUCAUGGGCAGACGCACCCAUUGUUGGACAUCUGUGGGAGUCUACAUUGUAUACAGACUGCUUCCAGCUUGGAUACAAUGAAGAGGGACACUGCAAGGGCCAGGCUGACCCAACACUGCUUUUACCACAGAGAAUGCAGUGGGAAAUCUCCAAUGAGUGUCAAGAAAUCAUACAGGACUCCCUAAAAGUGGCCCAGUCUUUAGCAGAAGAUGUUGACUUCCAUACAUUUCCCUUCAAAGAGUUUGGUAAAGGUUUAAUAAAGAAGUGUAAAACCAGCCCUGAUGCUUUCAUCCAGAUCGCUCUACAACUUGCUCACUACAGGGACAAAGGAAAAUUCUGCUUAACAUACGAAGCAUCCAUGACACGACUUUUCAGAGAAGGAAGAACAGAAACCGUGCGUUCAUGCACUAUAGAGUCAUCAAAUUUUGUAAAGUCUAUGAUGGACUCAACAAAAACAGAUGAGGAAAGGCUAAAACUCUUUAGAAAAGCAGCAGAUAAGCAUCAGUUGCUGUACAGAAAUGCAAUGACUGGAGCUGGAAUUGAUCGGCAUUUGUUUUGUAUGUAUGUAGUAUCCAAAUACCUCGGGAUGGAUUCACCUUUCUUGAAAGAGGUGCUGUCUGAACCCUGGCGCCUCUCCACAAGCCAGACUCCUAUCCAGCAAGUGGAACUCUUUGAUUUAGUAAACCAUCCAGAAUAUGUCUCAUGUGGAGGUGGAUUUGGCCCUGUGGCCGAUGAUGGAUAUGGGGUCUCCUACAUAAUAGUUGGUGAAAAUCUGAUCAACUUCCAUGUGUCCUGCAAGGUCUCCAGCCAUGAGACAGAUUCCCACCGUUUUGGCAAGCACAUUCGAGAAUCUCUGCUUGACAUUCUGAGCCUGUUCAAGCUGGAGAAUAAGUAGAAUGUUUUUUACUAUCCUGCCAGCCUUUCAAACAUCUAGGAGUUACAUUCAAGGAGCAAGAAAAAAAUUCAACUGAACUGCUUCCAAAGACUGGGACCAUUGUUUUACAUCUCAGCCACAAAAAGCUACAAGAACCUCGUCUGCAUGAUGAGUACCGUCUAACACUGCCUUACAUGUAAGAUCCUACAUGUAUUCAAGAAGCAGUACAAUCACAACAGAAGAACAAUCUGUCACAAAUUUUCAUUCAAGUUUCCUGUAUACAAGGAACAAUGUGCUGAGGGAAAUACUCGUAUAACUCAGACCCUGAGUUUAAUUUUUUACAAAAGCAUACUUCUAAUCGAUGUAUGACGUGCAAUGUGAACAAGCAUCUUGCUUAAGGUGCUGGAGAUCGGAUGAGUUCUGUGCGUGAGCUGGUGCCUUAUAUGUUCUGUGUAAAUUUAUGGCUUAUUAUAGUGAAGUGUCAAGCAACGCAAUGCAAUAUUUUUCCUAGUUGUCAUACCUGCCACAUUUGUUUGAGGCACCCCAUAAGCACCAACAGUUUUCCUUUUAUUUCAAAGACCCCCUUUUUUUUUUGGCUUUAUGUUAUAUGUGUUGCUUGCUUUAUUGCUGCUGUAACUGAACUGGAGUGUUUGCCUGAUCAUGCCAAGUUUUAUUUCAUACUUUUAAAAGUAAUUGUUUUUUCUCUUUGUUUUUCACCUUAUUCUAUGCCUUUCCAAAGACAUGAUCUUUAAGUUGGGCUUUCAGUUUAGAGGACUCCCACCAAAACAAAUUAUGUUCUCAGUGGAAAUAAUCAGGGUAUGGUUGAUUUAGCAGUUGAAACCCAUAUAAUGACUUGCUUGUUUUACCCCGGAGCCAGCAUUUUCAGGUGGAGUACUAAUUUAAGCUAACUAAUUUAAGCUAAAAAAGCAGAAAAAUCUCCACCAGAGCUACAUAUAGGAAAGAACGAUCAAUCAAAAUGUUUGGGGCUGUUAUUUAUAAAUUCUUAUUUAGGUAAUAUCCUUAUUUUUACAAUUCCAUCUCUAACUGAUUAUGGGUCAUACUUGAGCAAAUUACAACACGGGUAUAAAACAAAGACUUAAUUUUUACUAUGUCUUAUAAAGCAAACCGAAAAUGUGUGGG
Messenger RNA from Rana temporaria (common frog), 3579 nucleotides. Its product is annotated as carnitine O-palmitoyltransferase 1, liver isoform-like. Bases 148 to 2460 code for a protein of 770 amino acids. The record is from RefSeq and is a predicted model, not a curated record. Gene Ontology annotation, cellular component: mitochondrion. Gene Ontology annotation, biological process: fatty acid metabolic process; carnitine metabolic process. Gene Ontology annotation, molecular function: carnitine O-palmitoyltransferase activity. The transcript is spliced from 19 exons. Lineage: Eukaryota; Metazoa; Chordata; Amphibia; Anura; Ranidae.